Tyto alba (common barn owl) is the source of this 10010-nucleotide messenger RNA. It is a transcript of the gene SAMD12, whose product is annotated as sterile alpha motif domain containing 12. Gene Ontology annotation, molecular function: protein binding. NCBI's taxonomy places the organism in Eukaryota, Metazoa, Chordata, Aves, Strigiformes, Tytonidae. Gene Ontology annotation, cellular component: cytoplasmic side of plasma membrane. The coding region runs from base 142 to 696 and encodes 184 amino acids. Gene Ontology annotation, biological process: cell surface receptor protein tyrosine kinase signaling pathway. The transcript is spliced from 6 exons. The record is from RefSeq and is a predicted model, not a curated record.
CGGGCGCGCGGCCCCGCCCGGCUGUCAGCGGGCGCGCGGCAGGUUGAUCGCCGCGGCUGCAGAUGAGCGGAGCCCGCGCGCGGCCGGGGCAGCGCCGCCGGGGCCGGCUCGGCGGCCGCCGCACUAUGCGAGGCCGGGAGGAUGGCGGUGGAAGCUAUCCAUUGCAAUCUGAAUCCAAAUGGUAUUGAUCACCCUGCCCCCACAGAAGGUAUUAAUCUGCAGCUUGAAGGUGAAGGAGUUGAAUCACCCUCUCUUAAGAACACUAGUACUCCAAAAGGGUCUGAGUCAAAAGAGACACCCAAGAGACAAGUGGAGCCAGAAAUAUCUAAGUCUGGGACUGUGAAGCUGACCAAGCCUGUGGCAUUAUGGACCCAGCAGGAUGUCUGCAAAUGGCUGAAGAAACAUUGCCCUAAUCAGUAUCAAAUCUACAGUGAGUCAUUCAAACAGCAUGACAUAACUGGCCGUGCUUUGCUGAGACUUACUGACAAAAAGCUUGAACGAAUGGGCAUUGCCCAGGAAAGCCUGAGACAGCACAUUCUGCAGCAAGUCCUUCAGCUGAAGGUGAGAGAAGAAGUCCGAAACCUCCAGCUGCUUACACAAGAUCUCUACUUAAACCUGGAGCAUGAUUUUUUGAGGGUCAUAGAAAAGCAGCCAGCCCUUAUAGUCCAUCAAGCCCCAGCAGAGAGCUCUCCAUAAACAUUUCCAGCCUCUAAAGCUUCUGUCCUGCCACUUGAUGUGAAAGGGAACUUUCCUUCAUGAAAAAAAAACAUAAUAAAUGGCACUGCCAGAAGGUGACCAUGGAGGAUUGAAGACAAACUUGAAGUAAAAUCAGCCCACUCAAGAUGAUGCAUUCUGGGAAAACCUGGUCUGCUGUGGAGUAAAAAUGUGGUGCAUAAUAUCCAGUGCUAAUUUAUUGAAAAUGGUCAUGACAGACCUUUAGCUGGAAUACUCCUUCCAGUUUUCAUCACUGUGCAUAACUUUUGAGUUCCCUUUAGGGGACUGUCUAUGCCCUUCACUAGAAGUCCUGUUUUAGCAUGGCAACUACUGGAUUCUUUUAUUAUGUAUGCAGAUGGCAUGAUGUUUUAGGAAAAACUUACAGCAAUUCUCCAAUCUCAGUGGAUAUGUUCACAAUAUUAAACCCUGAUAGGAAUGUAAACGUCUUGUAUAUGUUAGUUUUGCAGUCUAAUGGUAUUCUGUUAAACAAUAUCAGCACUUCAUAUGUGCUUUCCACACAGAACUAGCACAGUCCAUAUAUAUAUAAUGGUCUUUUUUUUUAAAUACUGAGGAUAUGUUUCAGUCUUUGUGCUGAGACUGCAUCCACACUGAAGUCCACUGCUAGCAUACCUUCACAGAUUCACAGUAGAUUGUGUAGAUAGAUUUGCACGUGGCAGAGGUGUGACUUCUUUUAUCGAGACUGAGAGAACAGCUGUCACAGAGGUAGCUGUCACAGGGUAGGUUGAAUGAGCUGUAGGAAACUGUCUGCUCUCCCUCUUGUUCACCAAAUAUCAAAGGUUCUUGUUUCUAGUGUGCCAAUGUGUUUUCUUACUUUGCAAGGGAGAGGCAAAGCCUUUCUCAAAGAUAUGUGUGACCUUGGGUUUGGUCUACGAUAGAACCAGAAUAUACUGGAAGAAUUCAGGUUCUUUAUGCUGGCCACCAUUUAUGUUUUGGGCAGGGCUGGGGAAUCGUAGUCCAAACCAAACUCUCUGAACAAGGUAAAGUGUAAGACUAUACUUCUAAGGAGCAAGACACUCCCUUUGGAGAGGGCAGACUUCUUCAUUAACUUUUUCCACUUUCUAUCCAAAACAGUAUUUUGGUAGGAACUGGGAAUAAGCAAAUGGUUCCAAUAAGCCUUUCAAUAUACUGUAGCAGGCUCAAGACUGUUGCAUUCAAUCUGAACGUUGUUUUUUGUUCAGUCUCUGAAUGGCUGGCCUCAUCACUGGUUGUAUCACAGCUGGCUGUGGUACUGUUUCUUCCCUGGGGACUCAGUGGAAUUAGUGUCUAUCCCUCACAUUAGGACCUUCUUGACACACUCUUUAUAAUGAACUGAUGCCAUAAACAUACUGAGGGGACUUACUUAUUUGUUCCUUCUUUCUUUAAAAUCAAAGGUAGCUUUUUUUGUGUAUUUAAAGACCAUCACUCUCUCCAGCCUAAUAGAUGUGUACUAUAGAGUCGCUGUUAGGAUGUAUGCCAAACUGGAUGAGACGCCGUACUGGAGUGAAGAUGCAGCGAUGGAGAGAAUGUGCAGCUACAAGUCCAAGGGACCUUUUUAGAGGAAGCUCUUGUGUCAUAAUGCUUUAAAACUAUUGUACAGUUCAUUGCUACAGAAUGGAAGGUCAACCACUGAGGGUGCCCAUACAACAAACAGAUAAAUAACUUUAGGGCUUAAUUUUUUUCAGAUGCAUAUGGGCUUAGGUUUCAGCUCUCCACCCAUCUCAAAUUCAGCCUGUUGGAUAUUUCUAUAGUAUCCAGUCCAAAAGCAAAUUGUUUUUACUGAUGACCAAGAUUCUCAGAAGUUACUAAUGAUUUCUAAUGGUUUGGGUCUUUCCAUGGGUUCUGAAAUGGAGUUCACAAGAAUUACAAAGCAGUAAGCAUCUACAUUCUUUUUCUGAAAAUCCUGGUCCCUAAUUUUAAAUUAAUUGGUGUAAAAAUUCUCCUUAAGACAUAAGAAUCUUUGCCAAUGGCAACAUUUGCACUUUUUAGAGCUUUUCAUAGGGCUGCAGGUUGGAAUCUGAUACCAAGAGACCCAGCCAUGCGCAUGGCACAGGUCCACUGUAAGCUUUAGCAAAUUUUACAGCUCUUUAUGUUACAGGUUUUAAAAAUACACUCUGGCAACUGACAUCAAUUUCAUGUUGGUACAGCAAUUAAAAAAACCCACUUUGAUAUAAGUUAUUUUAAAAAGAAGGAGAAUGCUAUACUUCUACAGUAUGGUUUCUCUUCUUUUACUACCCAGUGAAACAAUCUGGAAUAAUUUGAAUUAUAAAAGAAGAGUUUAUCAGAGAGUGUUAUCUUAAAAGGGCGUACGAGAAGAAGUUGAGUUAGGCAGAGAGCCACUAGAAGCAUUUUUUGUAUCAAUGUUAGUUUUGAACAUCUUCCAGUAUAUGGGCAUGAAUUUAGAUGUGUGCACUUCUCCUGUUAAAACAGUUUGUUUUAAAAGCUUCCCAGGAUUUUAGCUAUGAUGACCUAGAAAAGCAGUGUUUCAGGCCCUGAGAAAUGUGAAAAUCAAGUCCAGACCCUUGUGUAGCCAGACUCAGUGAGAAGUCUGCUGUAGGUGCCUAUCGGACAAAUCUCCUUUGAAGCUGGUGUAGGUCUCCAGCCUACAGCCAGCCUGUGCAUGUGGAUAAUUGCAAGCAUAGUUCCCCCGAGCCCCGUGACACUUCUCAUGUGUGUAAUUGUCUGCCAGAGCCAUAAGGAAAUAACUGUACUUUUUGGCUUGUAUUUAACUAUUCAUUGUGUUUGGAUUUUCUAAUCACUGUUAUUCUCCCAAAGUAGGCCAUGCUUCCUCAGGGAUAUUUAUGAAAUUGUUCUGCAUCUCCUGAACAACUAUCUGGAUUCCAGCGUAUUCUUCUGAAAACUUUUUAAUAUAAAUAAACAUGCAGGAGAGAUUUUUGUUAUUAUGAAUGGGGGCAGGUACUGUGUUCUCGGAAAGGCUAUUGAGUGCAGACAAUCAAGUCUAUUGCAUUUUUUAUGCUGAACACCUUAUUAAUAGCAGACACAUCCGCUUUUGCCUGGGUCGCAGGAACAGUUCAGGGGAAAGAAUUCUUUAUCUCUAGUCAAUAAAUCAUUUAUGUCGAGAGUGCCAAAGACCAAGUCAACAUGAAAGGGAGCAAAUAAGUUAUUCCGGCAAAGGAAGUGAAUUUAAAUACACUCAGAGCCAUUAGUUCAGUGCAAAAGAGUGGGAGACUAAUGCUAUUUUCAUAAAACAGCAAUUAUCAGCCCUGUGAAGAUAGAUAAGUUUGCAAAGGCCAGUGCUGCUGUUACACUGAUCACUAGUUAUUAUCUCCGAAACAAAACGUUAUUGCGAUCAGGACACUGUUCCCUGUGUGCAGACCUGCAGCCUUCCUCCCGUGCCCGGUACCUCUCCCUGCCGCUACGCUCGCCUAGUUUCUUUGUGUCAAGAAAGGUUGCAGCAUCAGAUGUGGCUAAGAAGCUCUGACAGAGACCUGGCCAUCCCAAGUGCUUCAAACCGUGGGAAGUCCUGCACUGGAAACCUGAAGGAAUUGGUCACCCCAGAAAACACACUGCAGCUGAGAGCAUCCUUUGCACUGUUUUGUGGGGUUUUUUUGUUUUUUUUUUUUUUUUUUCAUCUGCAUAGCUUUCUGUGCCUGAACACCCACUAUUUAUUCUGUUAAGGUAAUUGCCCAGAUAUCCAGGUAAUUAUUCUGUUAAGGGAAAUGCAGCCUUCCAGGAGAGGAGUUUGAAAAAGCUCCACAAGCUGUUUGGUUUUGGGCAUCCAGCUGCAUGGCCAUGCUGUACCUGUGGAUUCAUCCUUCCCUGUCUGUUCUUUAGGAUAAGUGUUGUCACUCAAUAGCAGCUGCAGCGUCAUUGAGGAAAUCAAACCAUUAAAAAUGACAAAAUUCUGGUUUUGUUCUGCCCUGAAUUUUCAGAAGACCCCAGGCCAGACCCCCAGCAGACUUACAUUGGCUCUAUUCCAUCAGAUUCUCUGGAGCUGUGUUGAUUAGUGCCAGCCAGGCCUGGGGUGGCUUUUUUGUCAUCACUAAAACUAACCUCCCUCCACCCACCACAAAGCCACAAGAUCUCAGUUAUUCAAAAUUGUCUCAGGCAAGCUGAGUAAAACCCUGCAUCUUUCACAUUGGUCCCCUUUUAACAAUUAACAUCUCUGCUGUCAGCGUCUCCUUGAACGCCCCACUGCAGGACUGCACUGCAAUUGAUCCUGGUAUAUAUAGACUGUGGUCAAUAGGAUUUUAAUUUAAAAAGAAAAGGUCCACUGAUAUAAUUAAAAUUGACAGGUGAGGGGGAAAGUACUACCGCCAUUACCUGCAGCCUCCUAUAGUAAAAUUCAGGAGUUGUCUGGAGUGCAAAAAAAACCCACCAACAUAACAUAUGGAUGAUUAGGCUGGCUCAUGAGGAUAAAUCAGCAAGUAAGAAAAGUAAAUGUUUGAUGAGAGAAGACAAAAAAGAUAUGGGAAGUCAGUGGUCAAUAGGUUAGGACUGGUUAGACCAAAGGCUUUAUAUAUAUCCUAAUAAAUACUAUCCUAGCAAAGCUAAAUCUGAUGUUAGACAGGCACAGCACAGUGAUUACUCACAGUACAUGCAAUAAACAACAAAUAUUCUUGGUUUGUAUUUGAAAGCAGUAGGAGGGAGUCAGAUUGCACAUUAAAAUGUAAUUCCUCCUACUCCAUCAGUAAUUGCGGGUAAUAUUAAGCAGCAACUAUCCAAACAUAUUUUUAAAUUUGUAGAACCAUUAACUGAAUCCAAAAGUGAAGGAAAAACUUAUCUAGGACUCCUCAGAACCGGGAAACAUAAAAGAAGCUUCAAAUGACACCAAAACCCCAGUAAUUUAAAAGAAUGAGUGAUUUGACCCAGAAAACUAUAGGCUCAUUAUCUUCCUAUCAGUCUUAGGCAAAAUCAUGGAAAGGUUGAUAUGGCACAUUCAUUAAAGCAAUUAAAAAUUGACAAAACCCCCCAAAUGAUUUUUAUAGAAAUGUAUCAUGGUGAAAAAACUUGCUAUCAUUUUUUUGUGAUAUCAAAGACUUGUUGACAAAAGUAGCUCUGCUGGCAUACUAUACUUAGCCUCCUAUAGAUCAUUUGAUUCUGAUAACAAAAUAGCACAACGCAAAAUCAAUAUCACCCAUAUUAAGUGGAUUAAAACUGAUUACAGGCUAGAUCACAAAAAAUAGCUACAAAUAUGAAAUUAGCAUCAGCAAGACUACUUCUCAUGAGUAACAGCAUCCCAAGGUAUGCUGUAUUUUCAAUAUUCCUCCCAGGGAAAGAGAAAAAUACUGCUGGCAACAGCCAGAGAUGACAAAAGGAGUGGCAUGGUAAAUAAUGAUAUGGAGCAGGUCAGUGGUAGAGAGUAACCUGGAGGAUGGCAAAGUCAGAAAUCCAGGAGAGAUGGCAGCAAGUCCAACUUGCAGGCAUGGGGAGUACAUCUGGAAUAAUACAGUGGCUGUCAAGUUGUGAUCAAUAAUCCGCUCAACAUCAGCCCCAGAGAUGCUUUUGCCAGCUGGGUUGUAGGACCUUGCAAUAGCAAUGCUGUUCCAGUUUAGUUACUGCCUGUCUUUCAAAAAUGGUAUCGACAACCUGGAAAUAUUAUUUUCAACAGCUCCCAGUGUCAUUCAAGGGCAGGAAAACAGUUCUUAUUAUAGUGUCAGACUAAUGAAGCUGAAGCUAUUAAUUUAUCAGAGGCAAUUUGAAGAGUUGACUUGAUCUCUGUCUGCAAUCAAAAUCUUCUACCUGGGCAGGGAAGUGCUGUCUGAAGGCAGGUAGCUCUUUUAUUUAGAAGAAAAGAGAAUGAUGUGCUCUACUGGCUGGAAACUGAUUUCAGGCUAGAAAUUAAGUGCAAAUGCUCGACAGGGAGGAUAAUUACCUGUGGAGACAACUUAGUUAGUUACCUGGCAUGUUCUCCAUCACAUAAAGUCUUUAAAUGUAUGCAGAGUAUUUUUCUAAGUCAAUAAGCUCUACCUCAAACUGAAAUCCAGGCUCAGUGCGGCAGUUACUGGAUGAGGUUAUUAGGGGUGUGUUAUGCAAGGAUUAGACUAGAUCAUCAGAUGUAAACUUCUGAAUGAAAAAUAUCUUAAAGUUUCCAAUAUUACAGGAAGGCAAGGCAACCUAUAACCAUUUUUUUCACACAAAAUGGUCUUAAUUUAAACACCUUAUAUGAACAGAGCUGUGCUUGUGAGCAUUUGGUGUGAUCAUUGGCAGGUCUGCUCAUAGCUGUAAGGUUCUUCUGCACAUAAAGAAAGAGAACUGGACCAGAAAGGACAACAAAAAACCUUGGACACAAAGAGAAAGUCUGCUGUAUUUCAUUAAUAACAGCCUCGGAUAAAAUGCUGCACUCAUGCUGGGGCCAAGUGGAUAUGUAGUGUGAGCAAGGAAUAACAACUAUGGGUUUGCCUCUUAAGUAAGGAGGUAGCAUCUUGCUGGCAAGACGCUUUUUUUCCUGCCAUGAAUAACUGGCACAGAAGCUGUGGUGCUGACUGAGAGUUAUAUUGUAUUGCUGUGCAGCUGAACACGGUACACGAGUUCCUUGCUUCAAAACUAUUCCUGCCAUCAUGACGAGCCCCAUCGGAGCUGGUUAACAAAGCCCUGGAAGUGAAAUGACUUCAGUGGGACUAACCAGAGUAAUGACAGCUGCUCCCAGCAGUGGGUUUUUGCAAGACUGGGCCCUACCACUGUGGGCUGGUUUAAACGUUGGACCAUAGAGACAAGGAGAGGAGCGCUCAGCAUCUGAUUCAGGUUUCACAAAACCACUGUCAAUAGGUGCAAGGCAAGUGUGAACUGUCAAGAGUUCUGCUGGGCUUCAUCCAGCGGUGGGGAACAGCACGGGCUAGGCUGGAUGGUUUGAAGAGUAAACAGUUCAUGCAAACAAAAGAAACUAUAACAACAAUACUUACUGCAAAUUGGUAUUGAAUUGACAUCAAGAAGCUGAAACAAGAAGGGAGCUAGCUACAGCCAUAGCUAAGAAGAUAAAGAUUUUGGGGGAUUCUUGCUCUAAUCCAGUGUGAAAUCCUAAGAAAAUUAGUUUGGUCUAGAUUUAUUGUUUAAAAAACAUUGGUACUAGCCAGCCGCCUGUCAAAUAAAUUCUGCAGAGUCACUGGCAUCUUACAAGUGUCCUCACACUGCCGAGACACCUUGCAGCUCUGGAGGAGAGUGGUCCUUAACGGGCACGGCUGGGGUCGGGCUGGACAGAGGAGAAGCUGAUCUUGCAGAUGACUAUAUAAUGUCUGCUUCUGCCAUAGAAGUAGAAUUGCCAGUGUUAUUAUAACACUUCCAGGCUUAGUCUGACAAUGAAAUGAAUAGCUCUUUUCUGAUUUUAAUUCGAAAUAUAUCUAAAUACCUUUUCAGAAAAAAAAAAAAAAUCCUCUGUAGCUGUUGUUAAAUCUCUAAUCAUGUUACUUCUAUUAAGCACUUGCCUUGAAUUCAUCUAUUUAAUACCAUAAGUCACCAAAUUAAAUAGCGAUACACAGGGUUUUAUAAAGCAGGGAGAUCGAUAUUGCAGCAAAACUGCAUGUAAGCAAUAAGAAGCUGUGCAGAGGAGGAAAAAAAAAUAUGAUCUGCCCCAUCAAAUGCUUAAGGAACUUGUUUGUUUUGUUUGUUUAUUGAGAGCACAGUUUUACAUCUGGACAGGUUUUCCCUACUGAGCCAGGCUCUGGUCUCAAAACCAGUCCAGAUAAAGAAAUGUUUGGAGUCCUUUUACCACUUCAUCUGCAUCCCUUGUAUGCCAAAAGUUCCUUAUCUGCUUUUUUUCUGAGAAAGGUAAAAAAGAGAUUAAGUGGCAAUAGAGAAAGCACAGAGGGACAUGAGCUUCCAGCCUAUGCAAAGCAUCUCGGCAUGACACCCAGAUCUCAGGCUUCUCCCCAAGUCCAACGCCCCUGACCGAGGGGAGGGACGGGGCCAGCCCGCCAGCGGAGCCCAGAGCCCUGUGCUGUGCCGAGCACUCGCUUGGGACCAUUGCAAGAGGCACGUUACCUUGCAGAAUCGGACCCUGUGUUUCAGGGCAUCAGCUGGGGUUGCUGCUGUCCGAUGGGCUUCCCCUAAAAUACAGAUGAACUGCACAGGGCAGUGCUCUGGCAAUGGGAAUGACCAGCAUUUCCCCAAAGAGGCUGCGUGCUCUGAGAAGAAGACUCCUUUGCUUUGCACUAAGUUGCUGAGACACUUGGCGAGCCUAAGAGGCAUAUUUUUAACUAUCUCACAGUUGUUGCAGAACCUGAAAGUGGCAGGGACAUGUUUUGGAAGUGCUGGGUUUUCCUUUCAGUUUUCUAUAGGGACUGUAGCUAUCUGGACCUGCCUCACAGUUUUGGUUGUUUUUUUUUUUUUUUUUCCACAAGUGGGAGUAAGGUGGGAGUAAUGCCUGCCUGGCUCUGUGCAGUGUAAACCAGCAAAGGGGGCUCUGAAUUUGAGCUCCUGUAUUUGGGGGAGUUGAAUUAAAGGUUGAUUGAACCUGACUUUGAGGAGCGCAGAUAACUGACGGCUGGAGUUGUCUCCAGAGGUUGCCUCCAAAUCAGUAGCCCAUGGACAGAAUCAGAUGCCAGGCUGCGCUUGCGCGUCGGCACCGGCAGCUGAUGCUGGGUGUGAGCUGCCGGGAGGGGAGCGAGGCUGGGGUCAAGCUCCUGGGAGAUCUGGUGGCCCGAUGCAGAAGAGCUGCUUGCAGAAAGGCUGCGUGCGAGCCCAUGGCCGUGCUGUACGGUCAAAACAGUCUCCUGACACCAGCAAGUUGUGUCUGGCCCAGCUGCCUCGGGAGUCAGCUCUGGUUUACAUUCACUAAGGAACUAUCAGCCAGUGAUCUCCUUUUAAUGUUAACUUGGUUGAAAAUCUAGGAAAAUGCCAGCACUCUUAACAGUUAAAAAGUGACGCACUGUUACUCCCAGUCCAUCUGUGGCUGAACUUUCAAAAGAUGGAGCCAAAUGAGGUGGCAUAAGACAAAAGUGUGCCUUUUUGUUUGACGUACCCUGCAUUUCCCGAGGCAUCCAAGGUGUUCUUCUCUACAACAGUGCUUUCUUUCCCAAAACAGAAAUGAUCAUGCAAUUUAACUUUUAGUAUACAAAGUGGCCAUCACUGUUAAUUCCACCCUACAGUUUUUAUAUUUACUCUUUAAUUCCUUCUGUUUUCAAAAAUCAACAAAAAGUAAAACCCAGGUGGGAGGGAGGAGUUCUUUUAAACAAUUAAAUAAAAAUCAAUAUCAAAUUUUUGGUAUCUUUGGGCAUGAUCUCUGGAAGCUUUGGAUAUCUGCUUUAUCAUUUUGUAUAUUUGACAAUUUUUUACUCUGCAUUGUUGACUUCAUUUGUGCAUGGCGAUGUAUUAAAACAUGGAAUUUUUAUUAUACAGUAAAA